UAAUUUAAUUUAAGGUAUUGUUUGGCUGAAACCAAACUGCAAAAAGGCGCCUUUCGAUCUAGAAGUGAAUAAAAAUUCUGAAGGAUUAAAAUUGUAAUAUCUUUACUAUUUUUUAGAUGCGGAGCAAUUAUAUUGGAAUUAGCUUUCAGUUUAGAUAUUUCUUUAUCUUUAAUUUUAAUAUUGAUAUUGAUUUAUUUUAGCUUUUAGGAAAUAAGAAGUAUAAAGAAUAAAUUACCAAAAGGCAGAAGCAUUGGCAACAACCAAACAGAGCCUUGAUUUUAUAAAUCAUAUACAUGCUUAGCUUAGUUUUGUUAUCAGUUAUUGGUAGGUUUUCGUAUAAUUUACUUAAUCUUGUCCAAUGUAUUUUUAAGGCAAUAGGAAGAAAAAGGAAAAAAACAAGUAAGAAGGGUUAUAAUUAUUGGUGGCAUGUUUAAUUGAUUAAGUUAAUAAUUUGAUGGUUGUGAUGGGCACUUUUAAAAUGUGCCCUGGGGUCGCUAGUGGCAACGCAUUUAUUUUUUCUAAACUUCAGUUGGCCAUUUUGAAAUAUAAUAUUAGUGAUGAUUUGUUAUGGUUUCUUUUGAUGAAUCGAUUGCAGUCUUUGUUUUGGGGAUUCAAACUUCAGUUUCCUACUUUUUAGUUGAGUUGAAUUAUUUUUCAUUUUUAGAAACUUGAUUCCAUUUGUUUCUCAUGGUUCUAUGUUCUUUUCUGGUCCAGUCUGAUCAGAUUAAGAUGUCAUGUUUUGCGAAUCCUAUUUAGUUCCUUUUAUAUGUUGCCUUCUCUAAAAGAAGUUAGAACUUUGAAAUUUUGUAGAUUUAGCUGCUACUUUGUGGGCAAAUCUAGGUUAGUUGCCUUAAAAUAUUUAAGUUCCAGAUUUUCAAACAAGCCGAAUGUUCAAACUCAAGAGAAAAUGUUUAGAUGACAAAUUUGUAGAUUAUGCUUGUAAUUAGGUUCCAAUGCUUUGAUAUAAAUAGAGAAAGGGUCCCAAGACAAGGACUGAAUUCGGAACUUCUUCUCUAAUUGGGGAUGAAAGAUGUGUUAAGGCUUUUAACACCUCCUGGUACUCCUCUUUUUCCUUCCUUGGAGAUGGAGUCACAGAAGACUGUAAUGAGUCAGAUUGGUACUCCUAAGGCUCGUCCAACUGCCCUGAAAUCUAGACUAGCAAAUCCCCAGCCUGAGUCUGCUGCUAGAGGCAACUUAGCGCUGAAUCAACCGGCUCUAUCACCUGGAUUGAAUUCUACAGGGAUUCAGAGGCCAUCAUCAUCAGGGGGUUCAGGUUCAAGACCUGCAACACCCACUGGACGACCUACAUUGACUGGAUCUAAACCUACGAGAUCAUCAACACCAACAUCUCGGGCCACGUUACAGUCUACUAAACCCUCUAUUUCUGCAUCCAAGCCUGCAACAAAACCUUUAACUUCGUCAACUAAGCCCAUGAUUUCUGCAGCCAAGGCUCCAUCUCCUGCAACUAAGCCCACAGUUUCUGCAAGAUCCUCCACACCAACGAGGUCCACAGCUAGGGCUUCUACACCAACUGCAAGACCUUCUAUACCUUCAUCCAAACCUGCAUCAAGAGCAGCUACACCAACUCGUCGACCAUCAACUCCAUCAAGUACUAAUAUAUCUGCCCCUCCAAUUAAAUCAUCUUCUUCAGUUACAAAGCCAACUACUGCAGCAUCCAGAAGUUCUGUACCAUCACGUGGUGCCUCACCGACUGUAGCAUCUAGACCAUGGAAGCCUUCUGAGAUGCCUGGUUUCUCACUUGAUGCUCCACCAAAUUUAAGAACAACACUACCUGAUAGACCACUUUCGGCCACCAGAGGUAGGCCUGGAGCGCCAAGUGCUCGAUCUUCUUCUGUUGAACCAGGUGCCAUUGGUAGACCGAGACGACAGUCAUGCUCUCCUUCAAGAGGACGUCUCCCUAAUGGUGCUAUGCUGCAUUUAAGUGGUGGCUCUGUUCCUGCAGUAAGUCGUGGCUAUUCCAAAGCUAGUGACAAUGUGAGUCCUGUUGUUAUUGGAACAAAAAUGGUUGAGAGAGUGAUAAACAUGCGGAAAUUGGCACCACCCAAGCAAGAUGAUAAAAAUUCUCCUCAGCGUAACUCCUCUGGGAAGUCUGCUUCACCAGACAGUACAGGCUUUGGAAGAACACUUUCAAAGAAAUCACUGGAUAUGGCUAUAAGGCAUAUGGAUAUAAGGCGAAGCAUUCCUGGAAAUUUACGGCCGUUGAUGACAAAUAUUCCAGCAUCAUCUAUGUACAGUGUGAGAUCAGGUCAUACACGAAGCAGAACAAUUAGUGUCUUGGAUUCCCCUCUUGCUACAAGCAGUAAUGGUAGUUCAGAGCUUAGUGUGAAUAAUAAUGGCCAUUGUUUUGAUGGGAGCGAAGUAGAAGAUGAUAUCGGCAGCGAGAGAGUUGGUCGAUCCCCUAGCCGUGUCCAUGCCAGGUGAUGGUCAGUGUGUACAACCAUGAGAAAUACCCAUACAUAUUGUUUAAAAUUCUACAAGAUUUAACAUUUGGAGGACGAAGGACGUAUCGAGAUCAUUAUUCUAAUAUCCAUGUAAAGCUAAUUAGAUUUGUUUACUGCUGUGUAAUUCACCAUCUUUUGUAUUAUUAGGUAAAACCAGGUGGAUGGUAAAACAUGUUUCUUCCCCAAAUUCUACACGGUGAGUUGUUGUGAAACUAGCUGCUUUGAAAUGGUGAAAAAGCUUUGUCAAUUGAAAACUAGAGUUCAGCGUAUCAACCUUGAUUCUUUUUUCCCAAUUGGAAUGAAUUUGUUUUUGACAUAAAA
Molecule: messenger RNA, 2783 nt
Organism: Gossypium raimondii (Peruvian cotton)
Lineage: Eukaryota; Viridiplantae; Streptophyta; Magnoliopsida; Malvales; Malvaceae
Exons: 4
Coding region: 1024-2442 (472 amino acids)
Biological process (GO): cortical microtubule organization
Cellular component (GO): cortical microtubule
Source: RefSeq, a predicted model, not a curated record